CCAGUGAUUCAGCCAGCCUUCAGUCAAGUAAACACGCACUGGUCUUUUUUUGCACAGCAGUGGUAAAGUACAACUAGUAUUCCAGUGCAGAAAUUUUUAAAAGACAUCGGCUGUACUGUAGAUUCCAGUGCUGCAGAUUUAUUCUACUUAAGGAUCAUGAUGGCUACUUCAAGGAGGUGGAGAUGUCCAUGCAGCAAACUGGACUGAUGAGGAGAUGACCCAGAUGUUGACUGUGUUUGCUGGAUUAGAGCAGAGGAUGAGAGCCAGACCCAGGAACUUCACUAUAAUCGAUAUGUGGACCCAGAUUGUGAGGGAGCAUCAAAUGAAGAUGAAGAUCUAAAGCACUGGUGUGGAGGUUUGUCACUGAUAUGAUGACCUGCAUCAAGGGAUGCAGAGGAGUUUCAAAGGAGGGUCACCGAAGUGCAGAGGCAGUCCAUAGAUCUCUACAAACAGUUACAUCACUGAACCAGCAUUUUCCAUAUUUUGACUUGGCAAAGAACAUAAAACAUUAUUUUUGCUGCCAUGGUAUGCAGAAAUCAGGACAUGUCUAUGCUGUAACCUACCACAUAAAAAGGACUUCUAUGAAGUAUAUAUUUUUAAACCAAAAAGCAUAUUAAAGAGGAAGAUUCAGUUUCAGAGAGAUGAUUAUGAUAAUUUUCAUUGUCCUCAUCAUAACCUUUGUGCUAGGUCUUUGUUUUAACAGAAAUGAAUAUAAGCAUAAAGAAAAAGGUCAAAGUCUGCAUAGUCCUUUUGGUAUACAGCAUAUUAAUUUCUGUGGUAUGCAAGAAACAUCCCAAAGCCAAUGUAACCCACAUCAAGAACCAAUUAAUUUCUAUGGUGCACAAGAUGAAGGCCAAAGCAUAAAUAGUUCACUUGGACAACACAGUAAUUUAUACAGUGCACAAAUGAAAACGCAUUCAGCUUACCAUAAUUUAGCUGACAGGAUCACUUUUUCUAAUGAUGAAAUGGAAAAAUACACCACAAUAGCAGAAAACACUGUGAUGGAAUUGAUAGCACAGAUGAAAAAAGAGCUUCUAAGAGGUGACCCUGAAAUUUGCAGUGAUUUUAUCAGGACUGGAAGCUCAUUUGAAGGACUAAAAGUUAAACCUGAGGUUGAGUUUGACUUUAUGAUUACACUAUUACCUCCUCCUACAUUCAACUUUUAUCUGGUAUCUGUUAUAAAUGAGAUUCCUAAAAUGUUUAGUAAGAUUGGUGUAUCAGAAAAUGGAUUCAAAAUGAUGCUGCUACAGUCUUCUAAGUCAGUCUUCCAAAAACCAAUGGAAUUUAAAGAAAAAUUCUGCAAGGGUGACUAUUUUCAGUCAUUGGCUGUUAAUAGAUGGUUUCAGUCCCUUGCUGACAGAGCAAUAAAAACCCUCCCUAAAAUCAGUCCUGAUGUCAGAUUUUCACAACAAGGACCUGCUCGCACUAUGAAAAUAAGGAAGAGUGGGUUUCCAGAAAUUUCUGUUGACUUGGUUCCAGCGGUGUAUAUUAAUGGCAUGUAUCUGGUUGCAAAGACAUACGGAGGCAUUAUGGAAGAAAAUUACUCUUUAAAAGAUACAUUGUGGAGGAUGUCAUUUUCUAUUCAAGAAAAAACAUUUUUGGAAGAAAUCAGUAGCAGUUUGCCUACAAACUCCUGCCAUCAGAAAACUCUGCAGAUUCUCAAAUACCUGAAACAAAGUACACCAUCAUUGCACUGGUCAGCUGGCUUAAGCUCUUAUCAUUUGAAAACAGUAUGGCUUCAUAUGUUGCAGAACAAAUCCUCAUAUGACUGGAAAUAUGAAAAACUAGACCAGAGAGUCCUGGAAUUAAUUGAUAAUUUACUUACAAAUUUAGGAAAAAGAGCUCUUCACUAUUUCUUCAUAGGGAACCCAGAAUUACUAUGCAGAGAUAUAGAUCUGCCUAAAGACUUUCUCCAAUACCACAUUAAAUGUAAUUUGUUUAAUGACAUUAACCAAACUACUAUUGAACAGGCUUAUUUGCAGCUUGUUCAGCUAAAAAAUCAGAUUGACAGCACCAUAGAAGAACUGUGUGCAACACUUUAAAGCAUCAUCGUGACAUGAGGAAUCAAAAAUGUAGCAGCUGUAAAUCUAUAAAGGAAAUUGAUUGUAAAUAGUUUUCAAGAAGCUGUGAGAGAAUUAAAUGCUUAGCCAUCAUUCUUUAAUUAUGUACUAGUAAAGAGGAAAAAGUGACAGCAACUAUGGGCAUGCCACAGUGUAUAUUUUAGGGGGAAUAAUGUAUUUCUUUUGUCUCAUCAGUUGGCUAAAAUUUAUUGUACUAAAAUUGUUGCUGUAUUUACCACACAUUUAUUAAGUAGUAGAUUUUAUUAAAAAUAGAUUUUUCCCAGAGUAUCAGGUGUGUGUGAUUGCUUAAGCUUAUAGGAGGCUAUCUAUAUCCUGAAAGUGGAUCUACAAGUACUAAAAUCCUGCCUACACCUCUGACAGCAGAUUCCAACAUUGCAGUUGUUUUCCAAUUCUUUAAGAUACUUCAGUUUGAAAACAUGAUGAAUCAGCAGCAAGUCAUAUCAAUCUUGUGAAUAAAUAACACAGAAAUAUUUUGUGAUAAGAGGUUUUAAAAC
Molecule: messenger RNA, 2575 nt
Organism: Protopterus annectens (West African lungfish)
Lineage: Eukaryota; Metazoa; Chordata; Ceratodontiformes; Protopteridae
Product: inositol 1,4,5-trisphosphate receptor-interacting protein-like
Exons: 4
Coding region: 642-2042 (466 amino acids)
Source: RefSeq, a predicted model, not a curated record